UGGAUGGUGGGUAACUGUCAAGUUCAAACACCCCGGAAACCUGACAGGCAAGAACGAAUAAAUUAGAAUACAACAUAAAGUAGGCUACGCGAGUUGUGUCUGGAUUGUGUACACCAGCUGAAGCACAAUGUUCAUUAGAUCCAAACUCGGAAUGAAAUACCUAUAACUCUUUUAUUUUUAAUAACUUUCUCUUGGAAAUAAAACUGAUCUCAGAUUACAGAAAAGGAUUACAAGAUGCUCUGGAUAAAAAGCUUAUUAAUGUUUUCCUCGAUUUCCUUCGUCACACCGGCAAGUGAAUUUACAGUGACAUUCGAGUGUCCACCUGGUUGGACACUAAUUGGAACUCAUUGCUUUAACUUCAUCGGAACUAAGCUAGAUUUUUACGAUGCUCACGAUACUUGUAAAAAAUAUGGUUCAGUUCUUCUAAAUGUUAGAGAUGAAGUUGAAGCCAAAAAUAUUUCACUUCAAGCAGCAAUAGAAUUUCGCAAUAGUAGCCAUGACCACUACUGGAUUUCUAAUGGCUAUUAUGAUGAUGUUAACAAUGUUAGUCAGGCAUUUAUUAAUCCAAAUUGUUCUGGGUAUUGGCAAAUUAAUGAGCCAUCAGCUAUUGAGGGGAGAGUUGCUGUGGCUAGUGAUAUGUUUGGUAAAUGGGCAUUGAAGUCAGUCUGGAUUGAUCUACCGUUUGUGUGUAGAGCUCCAGCUUGUCCUUCAGGUUCCUAUAGAUGCAGUAAUGGAAUGUGUCUAAACCAAAGAUGGAAGUGUGACAAUAUUUUGGACUGCGCUGAUGGCUCAGAUGAAAACGAUUGUUCAGAUUGUAUCAGGCACUUCAAGGCUAGCUAUGGUACACUUAGUUCAAGCAAUGGUAACAACUGUCAGUGGAUCUUGGAGGGUGUGCCUGGUGAGGUGCUUAGCAUUCAUUUUGAGCGUGCUUUGUUGAUGGAGAAUGCUGCCUCAUUGUUUGUCUACAGUGGUGGUCCCACCAUCCAAACAAGUAUAUUGGUUAAAGAGUUGAGAGGAAAUUCAUCUAGACUUACUGUGUUUGGUGUCAACCAUUUCUUAAUCAUCAGGCUUAGAUCUUACAGUUCUUCUCUCAAACCUGUUAUAAAUGCUAGGUGGAAAGAAGAUAAAGAGCUGACAAAAGUAGUGGAAUAUCUUCAUGUUCCUGAUGAUGCUAUUGGGACAAUAGUCACACCGUCUUUUGGUUUAUCUUCUGCACCAACAACUUACAACAAGAAAUGGAUAGUAACUACUGAUAUAAACAGUGUCCUAACUGUGGAGAUUGAGAAUACCACACUGGAAGUAGGGAGCAAUGAAGAUUCUGAGCUGGUGAUCAGUCCAGUUAGUUUUGCGCUUCAUGAACCCAAUACCAAAAGAGCUAUUUAUAUAUCUAGUUCUUCUAGUCUUACUAUUAGAGCUAGAGUGAAUCAACAACAAAAUAAAUACAUGACUGCCAAUGUAUGGAAAGGUUGCAGUUUCAAUACAACAUUUACCGUAGCCAGUCUUGAGUUGAGAAGUAAACUUAUCUUGAAAGAAUGUCUUUGGAGAUUCAAUAAUGGGCUUCAGGCUGACUUUAGUGUGAUGAUGACUGAUAUACAAUUUGAUGGAUCAAGUAAUUGGUUAAAGAUCUACAAUGGAACACAAGAUAUAAAUGACAAUGUGUUACUGAACACAAUUAAUUCAUCAGUUGGACAGUUACCGAUUUUCAAUCUAGAUAGAGGUGUCUCUUUCAUAUACAGUUCAAACUCAGAAUCUGCAAGUUCUUUUAAGGCCAAAAUAUCAACAGAUUGUGAAGAGAUUCCAGAUGUUACAAAUAUGCAAAUCAUUAAAGAUGUCAACAGAUUGGCAGGAGAAAGUUACUCUGUCAACAUAUCAUGCAGUCCUGGUUUUGCUUUUCAGCAAGAAGAAUACAAUUACACUGCUACAUUACAGGCAGUAUGCAGAGAAGGUGGUGUGUGGGACUGGGGAUCUGACAGUUUCAAGAGAUAUCCCAAAUGUCAAGUUGUGUAUUGUGGGAUACCACCAGCUCUGCAAAAUGGCUACAUUGAAUCUCUGGAUAAUGUCACAUACAAUGCUUCAGUUUUGUACAAAUGUUUUGAUGGCUUUGUGAUGAAUGGGACCAGCACUUCAACAUGUCAACCCCAUGGACAGUGGUCACCGGCAGGCUCAUGUCAAGCUGAAAAUUGUGCUGAUGUUCCACUUAUACUGAAUGGAUAUCACAACUACACUAUUGGAUCUAACAGCACAUAUGGAACAAUUGUCAAGUAUUUUUGUGAUCCUGGAUUUCAUUUGAUUGGUUCAGAACAGAUUGUCUGUCUCCAUGAUAAAACCUGGAGUCAUUCAGCACCUACCUGCAAAAAACUAACUUGCAAUCUGCCUCUGGUAAAGUAUGGAUAUUACUCUACCUUCAAUUGGAUUAUUGAAUAUAAUGAAAGUGUUAGACUACAUUGUUAUGGAGGAUUUAAAAAUAAUAGGACUAAUACAACAGAGGCUGUAAUCAAGUGUAAUCAAGACAGAAAACUUAAUUUUGAAGACUCUUGCAUUGAUAGAGAUGAGUGUACAGAAAAGGUGGACAUAUGUCAUGAUCCCUUAAUGAAUUGUGUAAAUGUAUUUGGUUCAUAUGAAUGCAUCUGUCAAGAUGGAUACAAUCUGACAAACUCAAAUUGUUUAGAUAUAGAUGAAUGUAGCAGCAGUACACCCGUUUGUCAUCAGCAAUGUACCAAUCUUGAUGGAUCUUAUAACUGUUCCUGUGAUGAUGGGUUUGAUCUGUACACUGCUAACAAUACCAAUGGAUUUAUCUUGCCAGCUGGAGAAGAUGGAACUAAACCAGGACAUGUCUAUCAUAUUAAUCAUACAUGUGUCCGCAAAUUUUGUGAUCAUCCACCACCAAGUAUUGCUAAUGGCACAGUUCUGUCUAAAAAGGACAUAUUUAUGUUUAAUGAGUCAGUAGAGAUAGUGUGUGACUUUGGAUUUGCAUUGAAUGGAUCAUCACUUGCUCUCUGUACUAGCAAUGGAAACUGGAGAUAUGGCGAUAAAGAUAUACCUCCCGCUUGUAUAAUGAUCGAGUGUCUAUUACCACCAAAAAGUCAGUUAGAGUUGAGCCGUGACCCACCCAAUUCAAGUUUUAUAAAAGCUGGAGAAUCCCUGACAAUAGUGUGUGAGCAACAGUGUGAGAACUGUUCCAAUAUAACUAAAGCUUUACACUGUGCUCCAAACAGUAAAGGGACUUUCAGUUUACAGGGAGAUAAUCCUCACUGUUUUGCUGUCAACUGCAGCUAUCCACCAUGGGCUAAAAUGUCUGGAGUUAUCCCAAAAGAUAUCAAUGAUACAACCUAUGGAAGUUCUUUUGAAUUUGAAUGUGAUGGUGAUAAAGGAUAUGAGCUUCAUGGAAGAUCUUCUCUAGGAAAUACUACAGUCAAGUGUCAGAGAAAUGGGCUCUGGGGCUUGGAUUCCUUAAUUUGUCAAGGAAUGCAUUGUGGAGACCCUGGUACUUUGGCUGGCACUGAGCAGAUAGUUCAGUAUAGCUAUGAAGUAGGUCAAUCGGUUCAUUACAAGUGCACAAGGCCUGGAUAUAAGACUAAAACUAAUGAUACUCUACACUGUCUGUUUAGUAAUGGAACAGCUUUCUGGAGUGGAGAGGCGCCCAUUUGUGAAGAUGCAGAGAAACCAAACAUCACUUGCCCUGAGUUACCAGUGUUUAAUCUUUAUGAUACUUUGACCUAUAAUCUACCAAACACAUCAGACAACUCAGGAUAUGCAUGUUUGGUCCUAGAGUCUGGACCUCCUUCUGGUGUCUCUGUUGUAUCCAAGAAUAUAACUCUCACAUUGAAAGCCUUUGAUUUAGCAAACAACAUUCAUAAUAUUUCAUGUGAUGUUGUAUUAAAAGAUCAAACAAGACCUUGGAUUCAAUGUCCAGGAACUAUUGAUUAUGAUUUGGGUUCCAAGAUGUCUGACACAAUUAGUGUUCAAACAUUGGAGUACCUUAUUUUACAUUCCAAUGAUGGUAACAUCACUUACGUCCCAUCAGCAUUGAAUCUGACUUUGGGAAGUAAUGUCAACAAUGUUACAGCCAGAAUAGAGAAAGACAAUGGUCAUUCUGCUGAAUGUGCUUUCUUAAUUCAACCAAUAACUAGAACAUGUACUACUGCUACACUGACAGCACCAGCUAAUGGAGAGAUCAAAGAUUGUACAGGAACAAAUACAAGCAUGAACUGCAGUGCUCAAUGUAAAGCUGGAUACAUUUAUCAAGAUCUUACCACUGCUAAAUUAUAUACAUGUACAGACGGAACUUGGUCUACACAAACUCCAACAUUACCUUGUCUCAAUAAAAUGAACACUUUGUUUUUUUACAACAUUACCAUCUACUACAAUACAACGGGAAUCCAUCUUCCACCUUCUGGUUUUAAUAAAACCUAUUGUUUUCAGUCUCACGAAGCUCAGUUAGUUAAUCUGACUCACAACAUGAAAGCCUGCAAUCUUUCAGAGUUUCGACUUGAAAAUGUAAAAUCUGAUGAAAGUAGCCUUGCUGGUAUAAAAAGCACAUUUUCUUUAAUUGCAAAUACCAAUGGAUUAGAAGAAGCCUUCUUACAGUAUUGUGCAAAACACAUUGAAAACUCUACAUAUUUUAAUCAAACCUAUCCUACAAUACCUGCUGGCUCAGGAAACUGUUUGGCUCCCUGGAAUCUGAGUAAAAGUGAAGUUACUCCAGGAAGCUUGUCUUGUGAGAAAGGCUAUAUGCUUAUAAAAAGAGCAUUUUGUGUGCAAUGUGGACCUGGAUAUUAUCUGAAUAAUAGCAAGUGUACAGAAUGCUCUGAUGGAACAUAUCAAGACCUUUCAAACCAGGUCACUUGUAAAAGUUGUCAUGUGAGACACUCUUAUUGGCCUCGAACAAGUGAAAAACAUUGUUACUCUCUGUGCCCUGAUGGCUUUACAAGUCUUAGUGGUUAUAUUACUGACAAUUGUACACAAUGUCCAGCAAACACAUACAGUUCUGAUAAUCGGACAGAAUGUUUGAAUUGCACUUCAUCUGCAAUGAACAAAAUACAGUGUUCAGAUCGUUGUCAGAAGGGGCAAUAUUCAAAUACUGGCUAUAAACCAUGCAAACCUUGUCCUAUGCAUUUCUAUGGUGGAGAUGGUAUUAGUUGCCAGGAGUGUCCAUAUGACACUUAUACUCUAAACAUAGGAUCACCUGAUGAAACUGCAUGCGAAAAUGCGGUUAACUGUACAUUUGUCAGCAAUCAAACACUGAAAUAUACAACAGAUCUUAACUAUGUCAAUUACGAUCAAGUCAGAAAUAGACAAGAAUGUGAAGAAAUGUGUUUGAUUGAAAAAACUUGUUUGGCUUACCUGUACAUGCAUGAUCCAAAUAAUUACUGCUUUAAAUAUCAUCAAUUAUUAUUUGAUACAAGUAACAAUUUGCAUCAAUCUUAUGUCAAAAUCUGCUCAAAAUAUGCUUAUAUCCAGUCACCUGAAAAUUCUGGAAUUGUAGCAAGUGUUCCUUGUGUAAUUAAAGAUCACAGAUUAGUCUGUCAGUGUCAUGAAGGUUACUAUGGAGAUCAGUGUAAUGAAACAUGCACAUUUUGUUCAUCAAAACCAUGUUAUCAUGAAGGCCAGUGUCAAGAAAAUGGUUCAAACUUUACCUGUGAAUGCAAAGAAGCGGUUAACUGUACAUUUGUCAGCAAUCAAACACUGAAAUAUACAACAGAUCUUAAUUAUGUCAAUUAUGAACAAGUCAGAAAUAAACAAGAAUGUGAAGAAAUGUGUUUUAUUGAAAAAACUUGUUUGGCUUACUUGUACAGUUAUGAUCCACUUCCUUACUGCUUUAAAUAUCAUCAACUAUUAUUUGAUACAAGUAACAAUUUGCAUCAAUCUUAUGUCAAAAUCUGCUCAAAAUCUGCUUUGUUUGAAGGUGACUUAUGUGAAAUUGAUGCUAAUGACGACUGUAACAAGCAUACAUGUACAGAUAAACAAUUUUGUAUGGAUUUGGUCAAUGGAACACAGUGUGUCUGUCCUCUGGAUGGUAUUUAUGAAGCUAAUUGCACAAAGAAAGAAAACAUGUGUGACUCUCAUCCUUGUGUUCACGGAACUUGUCAGCAUUUUGGAACUGUGCGCUAUAUCUGUAUGUGUGAGCCAGGAUAUACUGGACAGAACUGUACUGAGGAUAUUGAUGACUGUGCUCUUAAUCAACAUGGAUGCUUAUAUAAUGGCUCUUGCAUCAAUAAUAUAAACAAUUACACUUGUUCCUGUAAUUCUGGAUUCCAAGGAACUCAUUGUGAAAUACGUCCUAAUCUGUGCAGCAGUAAUGGUUGUCUGGAGAAAGAUGGUGGAUUCUGUGUUGAGGAUUAUCUAAAUUUAAACUAUCGAUGUGUUUGUGGGGAAAACUAUAAUCUUUCGUCUCAAGGCCAAAUGCAGAUAUGUGAAGCUAAAAAUUUUUGUCAGUCAUCUCCUUGUCAAAAUGGAGGAACAUGUCUCAGAGAAUCUGACAGUUUUUCAUGUCAGUGUACUGAUGGAUUUGAAGGUUCUUUAUGCCAGAUUGAAAUAAAGACAGAAAAAAAUGAAACAACAUGUGAAAGUAUAGAUGUUUGUCAAAGUGCAAUGAAAGAGUAUUUUUGUCACUGGUGCUCUUCUUCAAAUGCUAGUUGUACACACAUAUCAUGCCUCAAGAAGUGCAGAAAUUUUCUCAACAUCACAUUAGAAGAGAGAUUGCUGUGUCAGUGUUUUUGUAAUGAAACUACUACUGAAAACGAAUGUUUACUGUAUGAUCCAUGCCUUCAUGGUGGUACAUGUACCAAUACAACUGAUGGAUACAGCUGUUUAUGUCCUACUGGAUGGACUGGACAGGUCUGUGAAACGUCAGUAGAUUACUGCAGUUGGAACAAUAAUUCAUGUUUAAACAAUGCCCAUUGUUAUAAUCUGGUCAAUGAUACUUACUGCCAGUGUCCUCAUGGAACUACUGGUAAAACCUGUGAACUAAAAAAAGAAUUAUGUGAGAACUAUGGGAACUUUUCUUGUAUAUAUGGUAGUUGUGAACCUGUUGGUGGAUCAGCUCAAUGUAAAUGUCCGGAUUCUUACACUGGUGAAUCUUGUGAACUGUUGAAAGAUGUUUGUUCUCCUGAUCCUUGCCAUGGAGGGAAAUGUUCUUUGACUGAGUCAAGUUUUCAAUGUGAUUGCUUUGGCUUAAAAGAAAGUUUUGGAGAGUUCUGUAAUGAUUCUAGUGAUAGCUGCAGUUUAUGUCCAUCCAAUUCUAAUUGUACAAGAUACACAGAUAGAGAAGGCAUAAUGAAAACUGCUUGCCUUUGUCCCCCUGUUAGUAUACACUCUGGGGGUUUAUGCACAGAAGUGAACAAGGACUUUGAUCUUGUCUUUCUGAAAGACUUUGCUAUCAAGAAACAAUGGAUCACUUCAGUGAGAGGAUUUAGUUUAGAAAAUGUCACCUCAUUGACUCUAACAAUGUGGCUGGCUGCAGCUAAAUCUUUAAAUGACUCUGAUGUAAUACUUUCUCUGACAAGUGCUCAAGGAGAAAACUUGUUAAGCAUUCUGAGUUCAAAAGUUAGAUUUAACUCAACAGAUAUUCCAUUAAGUUGUGUAAGCUGCCCAAUGGGUGCUGACAAUAAUUGGCAUUUUAUUUCAGUAAAAUGGUCAACCAAUGGAAUUUAUGCUAUUGGUGUAGAUAUACAAAAAUUUACUGGUACAGCACAGUUUUUUUCAACCAUUGAAAGCAGAUAUGCUUCUGUUUCUAUUGGUCAGGGAUUCUCUGGCUACAUUUCUCAUGUCCAGUUGUGGAAAUCGGAACUAGCUGACACACAAUUGGCGCUUUUGUAUGACAAUAAAAGUUACAUUCCUGAGCCUCAAAAUUUACUUUUAGGAUGGACCUAUUAUUCUUUUGAUGAAAAUGUUUUCAUGUCAAAUGUUUCAAUGGUUAACAAAGAAACUUCUAUUUGCACUGGUAUCUCAUUUGGUGCUUCAGUUCCUUCUAUAGACAUCUGCAACAAGGAAGACAAAGAGCCACCUUGGUUAAAUGAAGAAUGUAAAUUAUUUGAAUGGAUAGCCACAAGCUACCAUCAGCAUCAGAUUAGUUCUAGUCAACUUGGAUACACUUUUAAUGACAAUAGUGUCACAGUCUUGCCAAAAUUACAAUAUUUCUCCCAUGGUGCUUAUGAUAUUGCUGUGGCUGCUAAUGACUCCUCAGGGAAUAUUGGAGUGUGUAUGACUAGAACAUUUAUCACACCUAAUGAAUGUAAGGAUACAAAACCUGCAAACUAUAUUGAGUCUUGUAAUAGUUCCCCUAGUUCUACCAGUGUAAUAGUCACUUGUCCAGAUGGCUACUCGCCCAGUGUACAGAUACCUAACAUACUAACAUGUGGUCAACUGAGGACAUAUAAUCUGGACAAUAUGUAUGAAAUACCUGACAGAAUUGUUUGUGGCAAGAGUACUCCAAGGCUGGUUAUUCUAUCAAUAAAUCUUGAGUAUAGCACAACUUCAAGUUGUAGUGAUACAGUUACAAAUCUUGUGAAGAAUGAAACUGACAAAACUAUGGGAGUAUUGUUUAAGAACUGGACAGAUGUAUGUGUGUCCUCUAAAUGUAGUAAUGUUUACAUAGCAGGAACUUGUGAAAGCAAAGUUGUUAUAGUGAAGUUCAUUGUACAAAAUAUCAGAGAAUUGUUGAACUUAUCAAGAGGUAAUCAGCAUUUUAUUAAAACAAGUGAAUUUGUUCAAAGUGCUCUUCAAGAUGGACACACUUUCAAAGUACAAAAUAUAAUUGGUGUUGAAUUUCGUAAUGGAAGUAGAACAUUUGACUUUUCAUGUCAUGAGGGCAGCAGUUUGAUAACAACAACAUGUGUCGAAUGUGGCAGUGGUUCUUACUACAAUACUUUAACAAAGACUUGUGAGCUUUGUGCAUUAAAUUACUACAAUCCAGACAGCCAAAAGACUGCAUGUUCUGCUUGUCCAGUAAGUCGCAGUGUGACAUUACAGAAAGGUAGCUCAGCAGAAACAGAUUGUGUGUUGAACUGUAGUGCUGGUUAUAUGUUGAAUCUUACAAGUGGUAGUUGUGUCCCCUGUCCACACAACUUUUACCAAGAUAAACCUGGAAAACAGUAUUGUCUUCCAUGUCCACCAAAACAUGGAACAAAUGGUGUUGGAUCUGCACAUUUAUUGAAGUGUAUAGAAUUUUGUCCCCCUGGCACUCAGCUAAAUAGCAGUGGUCUAUGUGAACCUUGUCCUAGAGGGACUUACAGAGUUGGUGACAUGCAAGAUCAGUGUACAUCUUGUCCUGGGAAUGUAACAACUAUAGAGACUGGUCAUGAUCAACAGUCUGACUGUAUUAUACCACUCUGUCCACCUGGAACAUUUGCUAACAAAACAGAUGGUACUAUCUACACCUGUUCACCUUGUGACUUCGGAUUCUAUCAGCCUAGCAAUUCUUCAAUGGCCUGCUUAUCUUGUAAUGAUAGUUACACUACAGAGACUACAGGAUCCAUUAAUAGUAGUCAAUGUUUGUUUUAUUGUCAAGCUGGUUAUGAAGAAUUGCCACCUAAUUCCAAAACAUGUGUACCUUGCCAGAGAGGCUUUUAUAGGCCAUCUGACCAUGACAAUAGAUUCAAAAACUGUUCCCAGUGUCCAGAUGGUAGCACCACACAGGGAUUUAAUUCUGAGAGCCUAAUGGACUGUAACCUCAAAAUGUGUAGUGCUGGCUUUACAUUAUCAAGUGACUACUCAGCUUGUGAAGCUUGUCCUCUAGAUACAUACCAGCCUUAUGAUCUACCCAACACAACCACAGUCUGUCUAAACUGUACAGCAGGUCUUGGGACAGUAGGCUUGGCCAGUAACUCAUCCAGUGAAUGUAAAUUGUUUUGUGCUCCUGGCCAAGGCAACAAUGGUAGUUGUCAUAUAUGUGAUAGAGGUUCUUGGAACAAUGGUAACACCUCAAUGAGAUUUCAGCCUUGUCAGAAGUGUCCAGAGAAUUUUACAACAGAUGGCACUGGAGCUACUGAUGUUCAUAAUUGUUCAUUGAGAAUUUGUCCCAAGGGUCAUAUAUUAUCGAGUGACCAUUCAACAUGCCAAGCUUGUCCUCUAGACACAUACCAGCCUUUUGAUCUACCAAAUACAGCCACAGUCUGUCUGAGCUGUACGGCAGGUCUUGGGACAGUGAGUCCAGCCAGCAACUCAUCUAAUGAGUGUAAAUUGUUUUGUGCUCCUGGCCAAGGCAACAAUGGUAGUUGUCAUAUAUGUGAUAGAGGUUCUUGGAACAAUGGUAACACCUCAAUGAGAUUUCAACUUUGUCAGACGUGUCCAGAGAAUUUUACAACAGAAGGCCCUGGAGCUACUGAUGUACUCAACUGCUCUUUACGAGCCUGUUCAGCUGGAACUUUUAUAGAUGAUGAUGACUGUAAGCCGUGCGAUGUUGGAUACUUCCAACCUUUACCCUACCAAAUAUUUUGUAAUGAAUGUAGAGCCAACACUAGCACUUCAUCAACAGGUUCAACCAGUCCAGACGACUGCACUAUUAAGUGUCCAGCUGGUGAAGAAGGUAUUUCCAAUUAUACUUGUGUCCCGUGUGGAGAGGAUGAAUACAAAAGUGACAACAAUUUUGGACAAUGUAAGAACUGCACAGGAGACUAUACUUCUGACUCUAGCAAUAGAACUCACUGCACUAAAGAUUUUUGUGACUUUGGUAGAGAAAAAAAAAACACAAGCUGCCAUGAUUGUCAAGUAGGCUUUUACAAAGAAGUUCGUGGUAACCUGCUUUGUACAAAGUGCCCAAUUCAUAAAGUUACACCUGGUGAAGCUUCAGUCUCACUUAAUGACUGUAAUAUAACUUUCUGUGAACCUGGAUACUUUUACAAUGACAGCUCAACUUGUUAUGCAUGUCCCAUUGGGACUUACAAAAAUGCUUCUGGUAACAACCAGACUCAAUGUACACCUUGUCCAUCAGGGGUGACUACCCCAGGAGUUGGAAGUACACAUAUAGCUAAUUGUACUCUCAUAUCUUGUAAUGCUGGAUAUUACCGAUUGAAUGAAACACACUGCAGUGCAUGUGUUAAAGGAGAAUACCAAGAUGAACGAGACCAGGCCAUGUGCAAGAAAUGUCCAAAUCUAGAUGGCCGACCAUCGACAACAUUUAACAUUGCUUCCACAAACAUGAGUGAUUGUUAUCCCAUGUGUCCCUCUGGAAUGUUUGCUAACAAGACCAAUGGUACUAGCUACAUCUGUUUACCUUGUAGUAUUGGAUUCUAUCAACCCAACAAUGCUUCCCUGAACUGCACAUCUUGUAAUGCUAAUUACACCACAGUGACUACAGGUUCUAAUAGUAGUGCACAUUGUUUAUUUUAUUGUCAAGCUGGCUAUGAAGAAUCUUCAAUCAAUUCCAAGACAUGUGUACCUUGCCAGAGAGGAUUUUAUAGGCCAGGUGACCAUGACAAUAGAUUUAAAAGCUGUUCUCAGUGUCCACCAGGUAAUACAACAGAUGGAUACAAAUCUGUAAGCCAGUCUGACUGUAAUCUGAAAAAGUGUGGCCCAGGUUACACAAUAUCCAGUGACAAAACAUGUCAAGCAUGUCCUCGUAACACAUAUCAGCCAUAUGAUCUACCAAAUACAACUACAAUCUGUCUCAACUGUUCUGCUGAUCACGGUACAGUAGGUGUUGCCAGUAACUCAUCUGAUGACUGUCUGAUAUCCUGCUCUGCUGGAUAUUAUCGUGUAAAUAAAACUUGUGCUCCUUGUGAGAGGGGAGAAUAUCAAGAUGAAAGUGAUCAGACUCAGUGCAAGAAAUGUUCAACAGUAUAUGACCAACCUUCAUCAACAUUUAACACUACAUCAACCAAUUCCACUGAUUGUUAUCUUAAGUGCGAUGUGGGCUAUUUCACAAUUUUGACUAACAGAUCUUGUGCAAAAUGUCCAUAUGGAAGUUAUAAAGACAAUACAGAACUCAGUACAUCAUGUCAGGCAUGUCCUCCUAACUUGACUACUGUUAUUACUGGUGCUGCAAGUUUACAGAACUGUACAUUUAAAAUCUGUCAGAAAGGCUACUACAGACCAAAUAGUUCUUAUGUUGACUGUGUGGAAUGUCCUAUAGGGACAUAUAAAAAUGUAUCUGAUGUUGAGGUAACUAGCUGUUAUCCUUGUCCUACUAAUAAAACAACACUGACUGAAGGAGCUCCCUCAGAGGAAAACUUUUGUAUUCCCAACUGUCCAGGGGGUCAAGAGUAUUCUCUGGAAUUUAACAAUUGUACAUUGUGCCCAGUUGGACAGUAUAAGGAAAACUCAACUGUCCUAAAUGUGUGUAAAUAUUGUGAAGCCAAUUAUACAACUUCAGGUCUUGGUGCUACAAGCUGUAUUCAAAGCUUAGCUCCAGUACUGCCAGUUAUAAAUAUUACAAUCCAAAUUAAUGUAGAGUUCCAGCUUGCUUCAUGUGCUAAUGAACCACAGAUGAACACAGCUACAGUCAAUAUUAUCACUCAAAUCAUAACAGUUGCCAACAAAAACAAAUACCAUGGACUGUGUCCAACAACUGUUUGCACUGAUCUGACUAUUACCAUCCUUCAAAUAUGUGGAAGCCAGGGAAGAAAAAGAGAAGCAACUGAACUGACUGCAAAUGUUCUUGUGACACUUCAAAAUGUUCAGUCACCUUUAACUCUGGCUGAUGGCACCAAGAUAAAUACAGAGAAAGCUGUUUUGGCUAUAUUACGUUAUGACACCCAGCCUGCUCAAAAAUUAAUGGAUGACAAUGGCAUCAAAAUAGGAAAAUUUAGUGCUAGAGUACUAUGUCCUAGAGGAUCUGGCUACAAACAAGAAGAAAAACGCUGCAUUCCCUGCAGUGCUGGGCAAUAUGAUUUGAAUGGAGUUUGCACACCUUGCCUUAAAGGUACUUAUAGUACAAAACCACAGAGUGAAAAAUGUGAGCCAUGUCCAGGAGACUUAACUACCCACAGUGCUGGCUCUCAAAGUCUGAAUGAUUGUAAAGGUCAAUGUUCUUUUGAUGUCACUUACUGUGGUGCCAAUGGUAAAUGUAGUGUUUCUUCAUUAACUGGAAAACAUGAGUGUGUAUGUAGUGAAAACUACAUUGGUACACAGUGUCAACAGAGACAAACACUAGAAAACCCUGAAACCCUCAAAAUUGUUAUUGGAAUCAGUGUAGCUUUAGGUGCUGUGCUGUUUAUUGUUUUGAUUGUAUUUGGAGUCUGUAUGUACAGGAAACUAAAGUCAAGGUACACAAAAAGUUCCACAUCUGAGACAGAAACCCUGAGUAACAAUAUACCCUACUUCCAGCAGCCCAUCUUGUUUGAAACUCCAGCCACGUUAGUUGAUCCCACAAUGUACAAAUCUGAUGCCAUAGAGUUUUAUGACUAUGAUCCUUCCAUAUUUGGAAAACAAGAAAGACGUCAUCGAUCUUCUAAACAUUUAGAAUAUUAAAAAACAUUGCAACAACAAUUGUUACUUAGUUGCAUUAUCUCAUUGCUCUUUAACCUCAAUCUUGUAUAUAGCAUGAAGUGUGAAUUUGUUUUAGUUUAAUAAGGCCUGAAUUUCUAAACCUAAUAACAGAGACUGAUUUCUACUUAGCAAGGAAAUUAACUUUGUUACCUUACUGCACAAACAUAUAAUUAGUUCUAAAAUAUGAAUGUAUUUAUAUAAUCCCUUGUUUAAAUGAUAUGAAUUGAGAAAAGAAAUGUUCUAAUAUUUGAAUCAUGUUACAUUUUUGAAUUAAAGGUUUGGGAAAUUUUAUUUGGGAUUGUGUUUUCAUUACACAAAUGGUACAAACUAAUUUAAGCUGAUUUCCUAAGUUUAAAAAAUGCUUUGUGUAACUUAUUAGUUUUUGAGAGUUUACAUUUUUUCAAACUAAUCUUAGCCUAUUAAAUUAUUACUUGUUCAGAUGUUUCUUGAGGACAUUCCUACUGCUAGAUUGUGUGUUGUAAAGACCACAUUUAAAUUAAGUUUGAGUUCUUAAACAUUAUCUAUUUAUUUAGUCUCUCUGUCAGAAUAGAUCUUUGUUUCUGACAUUCAUCUAUUUAUGGUAAACAAUAAUGACUUCAAGUCUUGGGAAAAAAAAUGGGGAAAUAUUUUUGUAAUAAAUAAGCUGUCUUCAUAUUUUAAUGUAAUGAUAUAAAAACCAAUGCUUAGAAUGGUGUUUCAAGAUUAUUUAACAAGUUUCUUGCAGCUCCCCUAGAUGAUAUAUGCAAACUUUUUUAAAAAAUACCAGAUAGUACAACAAGGCACAUAAAAUGUUUAAAUAGCACUAGGUAUUGUCAUGUAGAAUUUUGUUUACCAUUUGUGAUAUUUAUAAAGGUUAUUUAGUACUUGAACCUUAGUACCUUUUAUUAAUAAGAUCUUUUAAGGAAAUAUGAGGGGAAAAUAUGAAGUUAGAUUUAAUUUUAGUGUAAAAUUUUUUAUUUUAGGAAAUUUCUUUCUGUAAUUUAUCUUAACUUAAUAGGUCUACUGUAUACAAUCAAAUAGAAUAUUAUCUAAAUACUUAUUUGUUUCCUAUUUUGUAUAUAUUAUUUCAGCAGAUGCAUGUCAACUAUAUUACAUUAAUAUUAUCAGAAACAAGGCAAUGAACUGUAACAGAGUAUUUUAAAGUUAUUAGUGACUAUGAAUGGAUGGCUUGUCGUGUCAAUUUUAUUAUGUACAAUACUUCUAUUCAGGUCACACAUUCAUGGAAACUGGAUCCAAAUGGAACCUCAUGGCUUGACACAGUUCUCUGCUACAGCUGUAAUGAUUUUCUAGAAAUUUGAUAGUUGAUCUAUAUCAUUGGGUAAAGAAUUGUUGGCCAAACUAAGGAAAACUCCAGUUUGACCAAUAUAAUUUUUUUUAAAUAUAUAAAAAAAAAAUUAGGCUAAAGGACUAGAAAAUCAUUGUCUUGAACAGUUUACGUGUUCUGAUACUUCAUCAUAUGUUGGCCCUAUUCAUCAAAGAGUUUUAAAAAUUCAAGUUCAGGAACAUUAUCCAUGAGAAAUAAUCCAGAAGGAAAUUUUUCUUACAAUAUGUUCAUUAUAAAAAAAAUAUUAUAACUAUAGUAAUCAAAAUACAUGUUUCACUCCAACAUCACAUGUGACAUGUUUAUAUCAGAUAGCUGAAUUGCAUUUAAUAAUAUGAUUGCUAGGGGAACCAAGAAGUUUUUGUGUUUGUUUUUUUUUAAUCAGUGUCUUGUUUCUCGUUUUUGAUGAUAGAAUCUCAAAAUCCUUACCCAGAGAGUGUCUUUUGUUCUGGAAAUCUUUUUAGCUUUCUAAUAAAUGUUUCUCUCAAGCAAUUGUCCUAAUGGGUUUAUUUCUUGCCAACGACCUUACUAGCAGCAUUUUGGAUUUUAUUAAUUAUAUUUUUAUUUUUUAUGGUAGAUUGUCAUACCAGGCAGUGAUAUGGAAACUUAAAAUGCUGCAAGUGUGACAUUAUCUUUUCACUAACAUAGAAGGAGAUUUUUCUUAGUAAUAAUAAUCUUUGUUACCUUUUUUGGUGGUAUAAUCUGUAUUUGUAAUGAAAUUUAAUUUACCAUCUUAAAACAAUACCAAGGUAUUUAAAAGCUA
Molecule: messenger RNA, 15509 nt
Organism: Biomphalaria glabrata
Lineage: Eukaryota; Metazoa; Mollusca; Gastropoda; Planorbidae
Exons: 81
Coding region: 235-13407 (4390 amino acids)
Biological process (GO): heterophilic cell-cell adhesion; establishment or maintenance of epithelial cell apical/basal polarity; signal transduction
Cellular component (GO): cell surface; plasma membrane; protein-containing complex
Molecular function (GO): protein binding; calcium ion binding
Source: RefSeq, a predicted model, not a curated record